Hibiscus syriacus is the source of this 1160-nucleotide messenger RNA. RefSeq lists its product as uncharacterized. Bases 138 to 1154 code for a protein of 338 amino acids. NCBI's taxonomy places the organism in Eukaryota, Viridiplantae, Streptophyta, Magnoliopsida, Malvales, Malvaceae. The transcript is spliced from 2 exons. The record is from RefSeq and is a predicted model, not a curated record.
ACAAAUAAAAAAGGUUGAUUGAUAAUAUAAGAGAAUUCGAAACCUGGUAGAACCGGAAACUGAAAGUUGAGAUCUCACUGUGAUCAUUAGGAAAGCAAAAGGCUUAGAUCUACAACAACCCGAAAAAUUUUCCAGUAAUGCUGAAUUGUGGAACAAAGCUAUUAAAGGCAUGGCAUGUACCUCGAAAAUACCCGGUUGUAGUCCUACUUAUGUUUCUGGUAUCAGUCUCAAUAGCAUUGGUAUUGCUUUUCCAGAAAAAUGAUGCAAAACCAUGGAAUAGGUUUGAGUCUUUGGUGCAAUUUGAUCCGAGGCGAGAGUUCAGGAACGGUACGGAUUUGAUAUGGCAAAUUCCCGAUUCGCCCAAGGCUGUUAUUUUUCUAGCUCAUGGAUGUAGUCUUAGAGCUGUUGAUUUUUGGGAUAGGUCUAGUAAAUGCCCCGAAUGUGUUGGUUUGCCGGAGGAUAGGCUGCUCGUGCUUCAUGCUCUUGCCCGUAAGUUCGCCGUCUUGACUGUAUCGAGUGCAGGGAAGUGCUGGACGUUUGAGAAGGAAAGGUUGAUUGUUGAAGAUAUUAUAACAUGGUGGGUUAAGAGACACAAUCUUGGAAAGCUUCCUCUUGUGGCUUUGGGAGCUUCUUCGGGUGGGUAUUUCGUGUCAGUGAUCGCUAAUAACUUGAAGUUUAAUAGCAUUACACUUAUGAUUGCCGAAGGAUUAUUUGAUCAAAUGAACAUCAAAGAGGAUUAUCCACCGGCCCUUUUCGUGCACAUGCCGAAAGAUACAGGUAGAAAACAGAAAAUUACUAAGUUCAUGAGAGUUUUGCGAAAUAAAGGGGUUGAUGUUGCGGAGAUAGAAUGCAUGGAGUUGCCUCUGUCACCGACCUUUUUGUCCGACAGAAUCCCAAGUCUUGAUCAGAUUGUUUCUGUUAGAUUGUUCGAUUUAUUCAAGGAGAAAGGCUUUGUCAAUGAGAACGGGUAUAUGAAGCAGGACGGGCGUGCAACUCCUUGGGAAGAUGCUCUUCAGGAUAGUAAGAUUAACUUGCUGGAAAAAGAUUUGGUGCAUCCUGUUGAUGAAGAGCUAAAUCUUGCGUUUGCCUAUCAUGAAAUGACUAGUUUGCAAUCCGAUGAGAUUUUCAAAUGGUUCGAAUCUCAUAUGACGUGAGCAGUG